UCGCACUUCCAGAUGACGUCGUCUUCGCCGAGUUCCCCGGAAGCGGCGUCCCGAAUUUCACAACGCCACAGCCGGAAACUGCGAGCUCAGUAGACGGCCUGCCAGAUGCGACGGAUCUGAUUGUGCGCGUCGGACUGUACGUGGUCAUAUUUGUGUUUGCCGUGGUGGGGAACGUGCUGGUGCUCGUCACUCUGGUGCAGAACAAACGAAUGCGCACGGUGACCAACGUUUUCCUCGUCAACCUGGCCGUGAGUGAUCUCCUCCUGGGAGUCUUCUGCAUGCCCUUCACCUUGAUCGGAAGCCUUCUCAGGAACUUCGUGUUCGGAGAGCUCAUGUGCAAGUUCAUUCCUUACUUACAAGCGGUGUCCGUGUCGGUGUCAGUGUGGACGCUGGUGUCCAUCUCGAUAGAGCGCUUCUUCGCCAUCGUGCGGCCACUCCAGUCCAGGCGGUGGCAGACCGUGUCGCAUGCGUACCGUGUCAUCGCCGUCAUCUGGGCGCUCUCGCUUCUUCACGUGGCCCCCAUCGCCGUGCUCAGCCAGCUCAUACCCACCAGGACGGCAGGACAUCAGAAGUGCCGCGAGCUGUGGCCCAGCGACGAAGCCGAGAAAGGUUUCAACCUCUACUUGGACUCGGUGCUGCUUGUACUGCCUCUGCUCAUCAUGAUCGUUGUGUACGCCAUCAUCGUUCGCACGCUGUGCGUCGGCAUACGCCUGGAAAACCGGUCCGUCGCUCUAGGCAUCCCGAUGAAGUCGGCCUCACGCGGGAACGAAAAUACGAACAGUUCCUGCAGCGGCGCGGGGAGUCCUACAGCACGAGAGGAAACGACUUCCGCGGGGACCACGACGUCGACAAAGAAAGAGGCACUCGGUCGCUCAUCAAAUGGCGUCCGCUGUCAGACGCUGCUGGUGCGCGGCUGCAACCCCGAAAAGACGCAGGCAUCCGUGGUUCGUGUCAUCCGCAUGCUGUUCGUGGUCGUGGUCGAGUUCUUCGUUUGCUGGACGCCGCUAUACGUGGUACACACUUGGUCCCUGUACGACCCGGACGCCGUCUACGACUGGCUCGGUUCGGCGGGCGUCAGCGUGGUGCACCUGCUGGCCUAUGCCUCGUCGUGCUCGAACCCCAUCACCUACUGCUUCAUGCACCAGAAGUUCCGUCAAGGGUUCCUGGCCGCAGUCGGAUGCCGCCGAGGAGGACGACCUUGCUGCGGUUCCGAGGGGUCCUGCUUCGCUCAACAGGGCUCGGUGCGAGGCUCCACCUACGUGUCCGGCACCGCGCUCGUUUACCAGGACGCGCACAAGAAAGGUACGGGUCCGUUCUUCGAGAGCAAAUCUUAUACGUAA
Molecule: messenger RNA, 1340 nt
Organism: Rhipicephalus sanguineus (brown dog tick)
Lineage: Eukaryota; Metazoa; Arthropoda; Arachnida; Ixodida; Ixodidae
Product: cholecystokinin receptor type A
Exons: 4
Coding region: 210-1340 (376 amino acids)
Biological process (GO): neuropeptide signaling pathway
Cellular component (GO): membrane
Molecular function (GO): gastrin receptor activity; neuropeptide receptor activity
Source: RefSeq, a predicted model, not a curated record